Messenger RNA from Psammomys obesus (fat sand rat), 2198 nucleotides. It is a transcript of the gene Umad1, whose product is annotated as UBAP1-MVB12-associated (UMA) domain containing 1. The transcript is spliced from 4 exons. Bases 208 to 609 code for a protein of 133 amino acids. Lineage: Eukaryota; Metazoa; Chordata; Mammalia; Rodentia; Muridae. The record is from RefSeq and is a predicted model, not a curated record.
GAGUGGGCAGUGCGGGCGGGACUUGGAGGGGUGGGGGCUGAGGCUACGGACCGGCAUCUAAGGCGGCCGAAACGUCAGCUCGACCCCGGAAGUAGGCUGAAGCGCUGCGGCGGGCGGCGAGCGGCGGCGGGGGCUCAGAUAGCAGCAGCAGCAGCAGCAGCAGCAGCAGCAGCAGCAGCAGCAGCAGCAGCAGCAGCAGCAGCAGCAAUGUUCCACUUCUUCAGAAAGCCUGCGGAAUCUAAAAAGCCCUCGGUACCAGAGACAGAAGCGGAUGGCUUUGUCCUCUUAGGAGAUACAACAAAUGAGAUGAGACGUAAACCUCCCGAAGUAGAAAGCAGCCAGUCUUCAGAGACCAGCAAAGAAGACACAUCCAGUGUGACUGUAUCAGGCCCUGAGACAGGAAAUGAGGUGGGCCAGCCUCUGGAGAAGAACUCACUAGCAGCUGAGCUUCUAAGUGACGUGCCCUUCACCUUGGCGCCACACGUGCUGGCAGUGCAGGGCACCGUCAGUGACCUUCCUGAACACUUACUCUCCUACGACGCUGGCGACAACUUGUCCCGGUUCUGGUAUGAUUUCACACUUGAAAAUUCAGUACUCUGCGACUCGUAGCCUUUUGGUCUGCGCAUACCUUUACAGCUUUAAAGAAAAAAAAAGUUUGUCUAUUUUAUUAAAACUGUUUGAUGUUCUUUGUCAUUUCACUCUUGAAGGCCUUGAUACAAGCAAGGAUCACAAAAUAAAUAAAAUAGCAUCAUGUUUGUGGUUUUAUUCUGCAGAAUAAUUUAAAUUUAUAUAAAAAUUGAAGUCAACAACUUAAUGAAUGGAACUGGCUUUGGGAAAAAAAAUAAAUUCCGACUACUUGUGUUUUCCCACGUGACAGAGAGAAAAAUGAAGUUUGAGAUUAUAUUGAGAGGUGCGGGGUGUUUUUGGUGUCCCUGAAGACACAACACUGAAAAAGAAACAAGGCUUUACCAAGCCUCCACACUCUGAGGCUAGAGUGAGUGUGAAGGUCAUCUGCGCUCAGUGGAGGUUGUCAUGUUACUCCCUGACUUACUACCAGUCUUCAUGAGUGAGGUCACAAGAAAGCUUCCACUUAGCUUAAUUUUUUUCAGUGUCAAUUUAGACAAACAGAUAGGGAAAUUUGAAACUUCUCCAGUGAGUCUUUGCUGAUUCAAGAAUAAGGGAACACUUUGGUUUUCUUUGACCUAUGUGGCGCUCUCCAACCUCCCGAAGGAUUGCUGUGUUCCUUCUUCAUUCUUUUCUCAUCCCUUCUGGGUGGGGUUGAACCAACUUAAAAGAACUAUCCACACUUCUUCCUCAGUUGGUUUGUUGUCCUUACCACAUAUUUCCCGUUUAUGAGCUCUGCAUUUCCUUUUACCUCCUCUGCUUCCUACUGAAAACGUCUCAUGAUGAUACAUAUCACUGCUGAUAAGACCUGUUUAGAAAUCUGUUGGCCACAGUACAGAUGGCAGUGUUUUACUGAUAAACACACUCAGGUUCUCUACUUUCCAAUUAGUUGCAGACAGACACCAAGUAAGACUUUCAGUUCUGGAAUAUUCAUUAUUUAUUCUAAAUAAAACUAAGCAGGACUGCCAUUGGUUAAUAAACUACAAAGGAACUUGGUAAAUAGUAAUAAGGGAGUUUCUAUGCCAUGAAAAUUUUAAGUCAAUUCUUUUGAUUGGUUAUAAUUUAUUCUGUGCCAAAGCUUUAAGUAUAUUUUUUUACAAAGAGUAUCAGAAGAAAAACUAAACAUUGUGCAGAAAGUAUAGGAAUUAUUCUAAUUUUAAUAUACUUUGCAUGUUCGUUUAAUAAUUGUAGUGUGGUCUUGUUAAAAAGUACUGUGUUGUUUAAACUUAAAGGAACAUUUGUACUGAUAAUGUACUUCAUUUAAUGAUUAAACUAGGUCUUUACAGAGUUUUCAUAAAACAUCUAUGUAGGAAAUAUGCCUUAGUGACACAAAUGUGAACAUUUUGUAGCACGUUUUGUGAUGGUACAUCCAUUUCAACUAUCCAUGUUAAUGUAUUUUCAAAACUGAAUGUGAAGAGGUUGUUCUUUUGUGUAAAAUAUGUGAAAAUCUAUAUAAUUAUACAUUUCAUGUAUAUUUAUGUCUAUACUAUGUUAUAAGUGAGCUGAUAAGUGCUGUUUGUCUAAAGUUGUAUUUUAACAAUGUGAAUUGAAAUAAAUGUUUUGAUUUUGUUUAG